Messenger RNA from Ziziphus jujuba (common jujube), 543 nucleotides. RefSeq names its product putative disease resistance protein At3g14460. Lineage: Eukaryota; Viridiplantae; Streptophyta; Magnoliopsida; Rosales; Rhamnaceae. The record is from RefSeq and is a predicted model, not a curated record. The transcript has a single exon. Bases 1 to 543 code for a protein of 180 amino acids.
AUGUUAGAACCUCGAGUCUCUAGUCACUUGCAAAUUGUGAACUGCCCCAAUUUCAUAUAUUUUUCUGAAAGAGGUUUCCAUGCCCCCAGUCUGGCUGGUUUUGCAGUUGGAGCCUACAAGAAGCUAGAGGUGCUGCCUGAGGAAAUGUCUAACCUCUUUCCAUCUUUGAAAACCCUGUACAUCUCAUUUUGCCAAGAGCUGGAGUCAUUUCCUGAGGGUGGUUUACCCUCUAAUCUGAUUAAACUUGAAGUUUUAAACUGCUGUAAACUCAUUGCAAACAGAAAGAAGUGGAAUUUGCAAAAACUCCAUGCUCUUAAACAGUUAAUAAUUAGAGAUGAAUUUGGAGGUGCUGGUGUGGAAUCGUUUCCAGAGGAUGGUUUGCUGCCUUCCACUCUUACUGUUCUUAACAUCUCUGGAAUUGCAAGUCUUGAGAGGGUGAAAAUAAAGGGCCUUCAACAAAUCAGCUCUCUUCAAUGUCUAGGAAUCAAGUCAUGCCCUCAAUUAAGAAAUCUGCCAGAAGAGAGAUUCUUUAAGUAUCUAUAA